Molecule: messenger RNA, 2273 nt
Organism: Crotalus tigris (Tiger rattlesnake)
Lineage: Eukaryota; Metazoa; Chordata; Lepidosauria; Squamata; Viperidae
Gene: PNLDC1
Product: PARN like, ribonuclease domain containing 1
Exons: 19
Coding region: 539-2152 (537 amino acids)
Biological process (GO): nuclear-transcribed mRNA poly(A) tail shortening
Cellular component (GO): cytoplasm; endoplasmic reticulum
Molecular function (GO): RNA binding; poly(A)-specific ribonuclease activity
Source: RefSeq, a predicted model, not a curated record
UUAACUGUAAAAAGAGUGGUUCCUCGGCCCCUUAUAAUCAUCGACGGAGCCUAAGCACCUUAAUCCUACCCCAAAGGUUGCUUUGCUAGAGAAAUAACGAUAAGCACCAAAGACCGGAUUCAGACAAUCAUUUCUAGCGAUCGAGGAAGGCAGAUGCUCAGGGAAAGUCUUCAAAAUGCCGAGCGAGGGAGGAGGGCGGGCUAGCAAGUGAGGCAGGUCCCGCCCCCUUUAGCCUCCCAGGAGAAGCGGGCAGGAGUUGGCGUGCCCCGCGGAGAGAAAGCAGCGAGGGCGGGAUGGAUGUGGGGGCAGCACAGUUUCCAGAAUUGUUGCCUCGGUUAGAGGAGCUUAUCCUUGGCUGCGACUUUGUUGGUGAGGCAGGGGCGUGAUAUGGAAAGCGAACCUUCCCCAUCUUUAUAGGUUAACUACGAAAGAGGACAUGCCCUGUUGAUCACGCACGUCCACCCUCAUGCGUGCAAACUCUGGUCUCAGCUGCUAUACGAAUGGCGCGUGCCUCCUUAAACUUUGGGAGGUGUUUUAAAUGGAGAAAGCUGUUAUUGACCCCCCCCCUCCAAAUUGCUGGAUCUACUUCAGGGGCUUACCAGGAUCUGCUUACUGUAAAUGGAGGACUGGAUCACUGAUUGGAUUCCCACUUGGCCUUGAUAUGGAAUUCACAGGUUUGUAUUCUGACAGGCAGCCUAGUCUGUUUGAUUUACCUGCUGAGUGGUAUCGGAAAGCCAGACAGAGUGUUCAGCGGUUUACAGUGAAUCAACUUGGUUUGUCCAUAUUUUGCAAGGGGAUGUCAAAUGAGUAUAUUGUGCAUUCAUAUAACUUCUUCCUAUUCCCUGCCACAUUUGGCCAAAUGGAUUCUGAGUUCUCCUGCAAAGCAUCUAGUAUUCAGUUCCUGUCUCAUUAUGGCUUUGACUAUAACAAGUUUCUUAAAGAUGGAAUCCCUUAUAUGAAUGAAACACAAGAGAAGAAACUUCAGCAUCUGUUAUCUGGUAAUUGGAUGGUCCAAAGUUUUGAUAAAGACAAAGUGAAAAAAGUGAUUGAUCAAGUAACUUGUUGGAUAUCCUCAGCAGAAGAGGAAGAUUCUGUGGUUCUGCAGGAUGUAUAUGGCUUUCAAGUGAUUGAACUACAGCUCAUUCUAAGAAAAGCUUUUCCAGAUAUUUGGACUAUUCCUUUGGAAGAUGAAAAAUUGAUGGUGAAAAAGAUGAAUCCACAAUACCGCUGGGUCCUGGAAAAUACUGCUUUUGAUCCAUGUCAAAGAGAACAAAUUCUUUUUUCCGCAAGGGGCUUCACCAAUAUUUUUCAGACACUUGUGAGAGCUAAGAAGCCGCUGGUGGGACACAACAUGCUGAUGGAUCUCCUCUAUCUACAUGAGAAAUUUUACAAACCCCUUCCUGAAAAGUAUGAAGAAUUCAAAGAUAACCUUCACUUUCUGUUUCCUGUUCUUUUGGAUACGAAGAACAUUGCCAAAGCCACGUGGAAGGAAUUUCAGUUUCCUCAAGUUUCUUAUCUUUUGGAGUUGUAUGAAAUGCUGUGCAGUGUUGUGAGUCCAACAGACCAGAUUUGUCCAGAGAUCUUUCACUCAGAUGAUUGCCUCAGAUACGCUACAAAUAAGUGUCCUCAUGAGGCUGCCUAUGAUGCAUUCCUCUGUGGAGCAGUUCUUCUUAAAAUAGCUCAUUUGCUCCUUUGCAGAAAAACUGGUGAUCAAACAGCAACACCCACUUUUUCUCAGUACGUUGAUGUAUUAGCUGCAUAUGUGAAUCAGGUGAACUUAAUUCGAGGCGGAGUUCAGAAAAUUAAUUUUUCUGGCCUGGAUGACCUGACAACACGUCCCCCCCUCCUAUUAGCCACUGUGAAGGGGUGGCAUGGGGUAACUGAAGAGCAGAUUCAUCAAGAGUUGAGGACUUUCUGUAGGUUUGAUGUCUGUCGGCUAAGAGUGAACCAGUUUCUCCUGCUCGCCAAUAAUUUUAAAGACAUCAGGAUAGUUCUGAAAGCAUAUAAGGCCCAUCCUAACCUACAGAUUUCCGUAUAUCACCAUUGGAAGCAUUCUCCACGAGUGACUAGCUUCCUACAAAUAUGUGCCAUUGUGGCUUCUUGGUCUCUGCUGGCUUUCUUGCUUGGAGGGUCUUAUAGUUGUCGUGUGUAACAGCUCAUCCACUAGAAAUGCUUGGUUUCUUUUUCUCUCAAUGUAAGCUGUACAAUAAUAGAUUAAAACACUUUGCAAUGAUCCCAAAGUUGUGUGGUUCCUAAUGUGGAAAGAAGAAUAG